Molecule: messenger RNA, 1131 nt
Organism: Aspergillus nomiae NRRL 13137
Lineage: Eukaryota; Fungi; Ascomycota; Eurotiomycetes; Eurotiales; Aspergillaceae
Product: elongator complex protein 4
Exons: 3
Coding region: 1-1131 (376 amino acids)
Biological process (GO): tRNA wobble uridine modification
Cellular component (GO): elongator holoenzyme complex; transcription elongation factor complex; cytoplasm
Source: RefSeq, a predicted model, not a curated record
AUGUCCUUUCGCAAAAGAAAUAUUGGCUUGUCAACGGGCGCCGAUCGCGCCACGGCUCUCAAUUCUACUGCGCAACCGCAGCAAGCCGCGACCGCACCAGAAACAAAUCCCGGAAUCCGACCCUCUCCCGAUGAUGGGCGCCCGACUACUUCGACAGGUAGCCGGUCGCUGGAUAACCUCCUAGCUGGACAUGGCGGGCUUCCCAUUGGAAAGACUCUCUUAAUUGAAGAGAAUGGAACUACGGAUUUUGCAGGCGCAUUGUUACGGUACUAUGCAGCAGAAGGUGUCGUACAGGACCAAAAGGUUCACGUUGUCGGGAUGCCCGAGCAAUGGGGCAGAAGCCUUCCUGGCUUGAUAGGCCCUGCGGACGUCGCAGAUGAGAAACCGGCCAAGCGAAAGGGAGAACGCAUGAAGAUUGCCUGGAGGUAUGAGCGUCUGGGGGAGUUUGGGGCCGGCGUCGCUGGUUCAAGAGCACCCGUCGCAACCACGGGAGAUCAAGCUUCGUCCGCAGCGAACGGAGAUCAGGCUCAGCAGCCAGCAUUUUGCCACGCUUUCGACCUCACCAAACGUCUAACCCACCCAUCUAUUGCCAAUAUCACGUAUAUCCCUCUCACCCGCACAAACGAACCCCUCUUCGUCUCAAUUCAUAAGCGCCUUCAAGCCGCCAUCGCCCAAAGCCCUCCCAAUACGCCAGCCCGAGACCAUUCUGCCGUUUCUUCACUCGCUAAAGGCUUUGAUGAGCGCACCUCGGCGCGUGUCACAGCUAUGAUAACAAUGCCUUUGUCUUUGUUCCCCCGCUCCUCGGGGCUUGUGCGAUGGGUCGAACUUUUGACCGAUGGUGUUAUCGAGCUUUGUCCUUUCCCCCACUCUGCCGAUGCCCUCGCAACCUCAGGCGCUGCGACAGCCGGUGAAGAGCCACCGCAAGGCGUGCUCAAAACUCAUCGACUGCCUGUGCUACACGAACGGGGCGGGGGUAGUGAUCAGAAUGUUGGACAAGAUUGGGCGUUUACUCUCAGCAGACGGAAGUUCGAAAUUAAGCCGUUCAGUUUACCGCCGGCCGAAGGAGAUAAGGAAGCCCAAGAAGGCGCGGGUCAAGGCGGAAUGCCAAAAAAAGCGGAUCUAGAAUUCUAA